This is a messenger RNA of Lactuca saligna, 3196 nucleotides long. The record is from the annotation of a GenBank genome assembly. NCBI's taxonomy places the organism in Eukaryota, Viridiplantae, Streptophyta, Magnoliopsida, Asterales, Asteraceae.
CUUACGGUACCUGUUAAGUGUCAAACGACAGCGUUACCUCAUUCCAUUACAUCUGAAAACGCCAAAACACCCCCUCGGAAAAUAAGGAACAAAGAAAAAACGAUACACCAUCACUCGAUCUUCUGUUCUUUCUUAAGUCCGAUUUGGAUCUGUGAUUCACUUAAUAAUACUUUAAAUCCUCGAAUUUCGUAAUUUUGAAUCAUAAGGAGUUCUUCAUCGAUCAAUUUUGUUCCGUGAUUACUUAUAAUUUAUGAAUGAGAUGUUCCGAUUCGAGCAAGAAAAGAUCAGAAAACGGCUUUGAUUAUUGUUUUAUUUUCCUGAAUUGAAUAGAGGAUUUUGAAUCAUUGUUGUUUGUAACAACGUCUGCUAUGGCCGACGGUUUAUCCGCCAUUCCGGCGGCUGUUCUCCGAAACCUGUCAGAUAAGUUAUACGAGAAGCGGAAAAAUGGUGCACUUGAGCUUGAAGGAAUUGUAAAGCAAUUGACAGUUGCUGGAGAUCAUGAUAGAAUUAAUGCUCUGAUUAAUCUGUUGACUCAUGAGUUCACUUUCUCAAACCAAACAAGUCAUCGGAAGGGAGGAUUGAUUGGACUGGCUGCAAUUACUGUUGGGCUGAGUGCCGAAGCAGCUCAACAUCUUGAGCAAAUUGUACCACCGGUAAUAAACUCUUUCUCAGAUCAAGACAGCAGAGUUCGUUAUUAUGCGUGUGAAGCUUUAUACAACAUCGCAAAGGUUGUGAGAGGAGACUUCAUUGUGUUCUUCAAUAAGAUAUUUGAUGCUUUAUGCAAGCUUUCAGCAGACUCAGAUCCCAAUGUACAAAGUGCAGCUCAUCUGUUAGAUAGACUCGUUAAGGACAUUGUGACAGAGUCUGACCAAUUCAGCAUUGAAGAAUUUAUACCUUUGUUGAGAGAGCGUAUGAAUGUGUUGAAUCCUUAUGUUCGCCAAUUUUUGGUUGGAUGGAUCACUGUGUUGGACAGUGUUCCAGACAUAGACAUGCUCGGUUUUCUUCCUGAUUUUCUUGAUGGUUUAUUUAAUAUGUUAAGUGAUUCCAGCCAUGAAAUCCGUCAGCAAGCUGACUCAGCACUUUCAGAGUUUCUUCAGGAGAUCAAGAACUCCCCGUCUGUAGAUUAUGGUCGCAUGGCAGAAAUACUUGUACAAAGAGCAUCUUCCCCUGAUGAAUUCACCCGUUGGACUGCAAUCACAUGGAUAAACGAGUUUGUAAAACUUGGGGGUGAUCAAUUGGUUCCUUAUUAUGCUGAUAUAUUAGGAGCUAUCUUGCCUUGCAUGGCUGAUAAAGAAGAAAGAAUACGUGUUGUAGCCCGUGAAACAAAUGAAGAGCUCCUUGCAAUCAAAGCCCAUCCUUCUGAAGGAUUUGAUGUUGGAGCAAUUCUCUCCAUUGUAAAAAGGCAGUUGUCGAGUGAAUACGAAGCCACUCGGAUUGAAUCAUUGCACUGGAUUUCAACCCUUUUAAAUAGACACCGAACAGAGGUCCUGUCUUUUUUGAAUGAUAUUUUUGAUACACUUCUUAAAGCACUAUCUGAUCCCUCUGAUCAGGUAGUGCUGUUGGUGCUCGAGGUGCAUGCAUGCAUUGCAAAAGACCAAUAUAACUUUCGUCACCUUGUUGUCUUUUUAGUUCAAAACUUCCGAAAAAAUGCCCUACUCCUCGAAAAGCGUGGUGCUUUGAUAAUCCGCCGGCUUUGUGUGCUUCUAGAAGCUGAAAGAGUUUACAGGGAACUUUCUGCAAUUCUUGAAGGGGAAUCAGACCUGAAUUUUGCCUCUACUAUGGUUCAGGCUUUGAAUUUGAUUUUGCUCACAUCUUCCGAGCUAUCUGACUUAAGAAAUCUUUUAAAGCAAUCGCUGGUUAAUGCUGCUGGAAAAGACUUCUUUUUAUCACUAUACGCCUCAUGGACCCAUUCAUCCAUGGCCAUAAUAAGUCUAUGCUUAUUAGCACAGGCUUACCAGCAUGCAAGCUGUGUGAUUCAGUCUCUAACAGAGGAGGAUAUAAAUGUCAGAUUUUUAGUUCAGCUUGACAAACUGAUAAACCUAUUGGAGACUCCUAUUUUUGCUUAUCUUAGGCUGCAGCUUCUUGAACCUGGAAAAUAUGUAUGGUUGUUAAAAGCGUUAAAUGGUCUUCUUAUGCUACUUCCACAACAAAGUGCAGCUUUUAAGAUCUUAAACACUCGUUUAAAAACAGUCCCUUCCAUACACUUUUCUGAAGAUGGUAACAUGAAUGAUGAUUCCAUUUCCAUUUCCAUUUCCCCCAAUGGAAUUAACUUUGCAUCUUGGCUUCAACGAUUCCAACGAUUGCAGCAACAGCAUCGUCUGCAUUGUAAAUCACUCAAUACCUCCACGUCAUCAAAGGUGAAGGAGGUUAAAAAAGCAGAAGAAUUUAGAGGACCACCUGUCCCAGAGUUGACCAGACCUCCUUCAAGAUUAUCGCGUAAAGCUCCUGGACAGUUACAACUUUAAACCUGUGUUUUUUUGUUACAUGAGGAGGAGGGCAUUUAUGUCUUUUGCUCAGGUCCUGUAUGCAUGCCAAAAUACAGUACAACAUGAUCCAGACUCGUUGAACAGAAUCCGGUACGAAUUGUAGAUUGUAUAUCUUAGUAUUUUUUUUUCUUAACUUUCAUUGAACCAAUAAGGUGUCUAUUUUCUUUUCUGUUUUAUUGUUUUUUGUUUUUCCUCGGAUUUUUUUUUCUGGAUUGUUGUUCUUGUGGUUCUGUUGUUUUUGUCACGGGACCAGAGGUUAGAUGUUCUAAGUUAGAACGUGCAGGUCCUUUUCGUUGAUAUUUUUAUAAUAAGAAAAUCUUAAGGCGUUCAUUUAAUUCAUUUUAGAGUAAAUUACAUUUUCGGUCCCUUUGGUUUCUCAUUCUAUACAGUUUUGAUCCAAACUUCAUUUUUGUUGUACAUUUGUCCCAUAUAGUUUCAUAUUGCUGCGGUUUUGGUCUGUAACCUAUGAAAAAUGACUAUUUCAUCGUAGCUGAUAUCUUUUUCCCUCCUUUGUCAUUUGUUUAUGAUUUAUAUUAUUAUUAUUACUAUUAUAUUAGUGGGCAACGCGUAUUCUUUUUUCUAGAACCUUAUAACUCUCUUAAAACACACGCUUUCUCUCUGAAACUCAUGAAUCUUACCACUCUAUGUUACACAAGUGAUAGAAGUCAAUAAAAAAUCAAAUGAGAGUUGAUCGUCAUUGACCAAAUCCG